Messenger RNA from Parnassius apollo (apollo), 489 nucleotides. The record is from the annotation of a GenBank genome assembly. NCBI's taxonomy places the organism in Eukaryota, Metazoa, Arthropoda, Insecta, Lepidoptera, Papilionidae.
AUGUCCCGCAUUUAUGAAGACGUGGACCCAGCCUAUGCAGCUAAUUGUAGUAACAUUACACUAUGCUCUAACACCGUCGGCUUUUUCAAAAACUUUAGUGAUGAAAUCAUUUCCAUUGCUGAAGAAGACAACUGGUUGCAAUCAUUCGAAAAGGUCGAAGAUGUGCACAAAGUGACAGCGGUGAUGGAAAACAAAAUGAUAAUGCAGGGGCUGCAAGAAGUUUUCUCUAGAAUUCAGCCACUGUAUCGUAGCAAAGAUGCAAAGAUUUCGCAAGAGAAGCUUAAGGAGGCCGAAGCAGCACUAAAACAAGGCGAUCUCAACAAAAGUUUGGCAUUAGCAAGUCAAGCUGUGCUAAGGUCCCCAAUGACAGGAAUUGAUGAAGUGGCAGACCGAGGAGUAUCCCUAGCACUAGCACUUUGGUUACGCUCUGAAGUACUUUUACGUUUAAAUAAGUUUCAAGCCGCCCUUGAAGAUUUGAAAUUAGCCUAA